CGCGGACUGAAGCAACAGCUGCUGUGACUGCAGUAGAACAACUCAGUGAAAUAUUCAUCACUGUCAGCUCCACUUCUAAUUGCAGUUCCAGUCGGAGGUGCAGAUGGCAAAGAAAGACACUGUGUUGGAGUAACGGGGUUUAUCGCCUAUAGUUUAUUCCUCGUGUCAGUCAGACUCCGGUGCUCAUUAUGUUCCAGCAUCUGAAGGAUCCAGCAGUGAAUGGCAGCUGCCUCGGAACUUUGUCAGCCUGCAAUACGAGCGCUGAUGGUUACGCACUCCAACUGCCCACUUUCUCCACCGCAGCCAAAGUCAGAGUAAUCAUCACCUUCACUUUGUGCGCAGUGUCAGCUGUGUGCAACUUGGUCGUGCUGUGGGCUUCCUUUAACGGAGGCAAGCGCAAGUCGCACGUCAGGAUCCUGAUAAUGAACCUGACCGUUGCGGACCUGCUGGUGACUUUCAUCGUGAUGCCUGUGGAUGCGGUGUGGAACAUCACCGUACAGUGGCAGGCGGGAGAUUUCGCCUGCAGGCUGCUGAUGUUCAUGAAACUGGUGGCGAUGUACUCCUGCGCCUUUGUUACUGUUGUCAUUAGCUUGGAUAGACAGUCUGCCAUUCUCAAUCCUUUGGGCAUCAGUGAGGCGAAAAGGAAAAGCAAAAUCAUGUUGACUGUGGCCUGGACCAUGAGUGUAAUCCUCUCGCUCCCUCAGGUGUUUAUUUUUCACCAAGUGACCAUCACGGUUCCGGAGAAUUUCACCCAGUGCACCACCCAUGGCAGCUUUUUCCGGCACUGGCAGGAGACCCUCUACAACAUGUUCACCUUUGUGUGCCUCUUCCUCCUGCCUCUGAUCAUCAUGAUCUUCUGUUACACACGAAUCCUAAUUGAGAUAUCCAGCCGCAUGGCCCGAAAUAACUUGCUCUCUAGAGAUAUUCAUCUCCGCCGCUCCCACAACAACAUCCCUAAGGCUCGGAUGAGGACUCUUAAGAUGAGCAUCGUCAUCGUGACUUCAUUUAUCGUCUGCUGGACCCCCUACUACAUGUUAGGACUGUGGUAUUGGUUAUUUCCUGAGAAAAUGGAGAAAAUGGUUUCUCAUUCAAUGACUCAUAUGCUGUUUAUCUUUGGCCUCUUCAAUGCCUGUCUUGACCCAAUCACUUAUGGUCUCUUCACCAUUCAUCUUCACCAGGGUCUUAAAAGAUGUUGUCCCAAUUCCACCGCACGGACUGAAUUGGAAAACAACACUUGCCUCGUACAAAUGAAUCACCUAUCGUCUCAUAGGCAGAUAGUCUCUAGUAAUCACAAUACAGACACUGAAGGAAACAACAGCAUACAGAGUUACUCAAGGCCAAUCAUCCCGCUUAGCAAGAUCUAAUGGCUUGAAGAAUUGCAAUGAAAGUUUAGUCUUUCUCCAGAUACAGCCAGUUCAAUGAUGCUGCUUUGAAAAGAUGAAGCUCCUUUGCAAAAAAAUGUGUUUGUUUUUGGUGCAAUGAUGUGAUCAAUGGAGUAUUAUUGCUAUUAUUAUUGGUGCAUGAUGCCUUUUCUCCCUGUGAUUGGCUGAGGGUGACACUGUUCAUCACACAGAACAUCUUACACACUGCUGAUCCGAUUUUCCUAUGAAGCUUAAGGGCUUGUGGGGAAAAGAAAUCAGGCCCAAAUGAAGGCAAAACUGCUAGAAGUUCCUAUAAAUGGAUUUAAAAUGUCUUUCAACAAUAUUUUCUAGCAUCUUUCGGAUAAAGGUGUUUUAAAAAGAAAGACGUUGAUACACAGGUUGAAAGGCAGUCACACUCUGGGACACGAAAACAUGUGGGCUUUACUGGGUCGAUCUCAAAAUUGACUUUUUUCUGUUACAAAGAAAGAGCAGAAACAAAUACGUGUGCAUUUGGUCAUUUGCUGUCUGUUGUGUAGCUUAUGUUUACAUUUUUAUGUCCCACAUUCUUAUGUAUUAUAUUGGGAGUUUUUGCCACACAGUCAUCUGCUGCUAAUCAUUGCUCAUUGGAAACUAGUCUGAAAUGUCAUUUAUAAUGUUGUGUUUGCGAUAUAAAAGACUGUCAUUUUCUUUUAUUACAAAGCUUAUAAGAUGAACAUUAUCGACCACAAAGGCCUUUGAAAUAAAUGUUUAGUCAUACAAUUAUAUGUAUUCAAUGUACCUGUGCUAGAUAAGUGCUGUUGACCGUGUAAUUUGUCUAAGAUCAAUGCUGUGUUUGCUGUGUUGCAUAAAUCACAGUAGAGUCAAAACGCUAUGAAAUACGCUGAUAUUAUUGAUAAUGCCAUUUGUUAUACUUUAUAUUAGUAUCUGUGUUAAUAGUGUAUUAUAUUGUGAAUUGUAUUGCUUUGUGAGACCAAAAAAUACAGUUCAAAAACUGUCUAAUUUAAAUUAAAAAUAUUUAUAUUGUAA
Molecule: messenger RNA, 2387 nt
Organism: Eleginops maclovinus (Patagonian blennie)
Lineage: Eukaryota; Metazoa; Chordata; Actinopteri; Perciformes; Eleginopidae
Gene: gnrhr4
Product: gonadotropin releasing hormone receptor 4
Exons: 4
Coding region: 189-1364 (391 amino acids)
Biological process (GO): cellular response to hormone stimulus; G protein-coupled receptor signaling pathway
Cellular component (GO): plasma membrane
Molecular function (GO): G protein-coupled receptor activity; peptide binding; protein-hormone receptor activity
Source: RefSeq, a predicted model, not a curated record